GUGUGUGCCCUAGCAGAGAAAUUAGAGUUUUUUUUUUUUUUUUUGUUUUUUCACUGUCAAAAUUUUCGCGCGAAAAUGGAAUCCGAAGGGCAAAAAGCCUCGUUGAACCCAUCGGCAAUGCUUACUUCUCUUCUUGGCAGGAGAGCCAAGCUCCACGAAGAGCUUCGAAUCAUCGAGAAGCAGGUCUAUGAUAUGGAGACUAGUUAUCUACAGGACCCGAGCCAAUGUGGCAAUGUGCUGAAAGGUUUUGAAGGGUUCCUAUCUGCAACUAAGAACACUGCCUUCUUGAAGCGGUCUAGGAAGUUUCAGCCUGAAGAUAGGCUCUUCUCAUUAUCUUCAGUCACCUCACCAGCUGCUGAAGAGCUUGCCGCUGGACGAGAUGAUGGGAGAUCAGACUAUGGUCUUGGUCGGUCUAAGGGUGGAGGUAUUUACGCAAAUGGCCAGGGAAAGCCGAAGAAGGGAAGAGCUGGGCCAAGGGAUGCAAAACGAAUGAGGUCUUCAGGUGAUCCGGAUUUUGACUAUGAUGAUGAUCCUGAUGUGACAUUGUAAAUUUUCUUGUAUACCUAUCUCCUAAAAAAAAGAGAAAAAGAAAAAGAAAAAAGAAGACAUUGUAAAUUUUGCUUGCACUGAAUGAAAUGUGAUUUGGCUUUUCUGUGUA
Molecule: messenger RNA, 658 nt
Organism: Quercus robur (English oak)
Lineage: Eukaryota; Viridiplantae; Streptophyta; Magnoliopsida; Fagales; Fagaceae
Exons: 7
Coding region: 76-549 (157 amino acids)
Cellular component (GO): histone acetyltransferase complex
Source: RefSeq, a predicted model, not a curated record